Molecule: messenger RNA, 3349 nt
Organism: Manis javanica (Malayan pangolin)
Lineage: Eukaryota; Metazoa; Chordata; Mammalia; Pholidota; Manidae
Gene: PTPRH
Product: protein tyrosine phosphatase receptor type H
Biological process (GO): peptidyl-tyrosine dephosphorylation involved in inactivation of protein kinase activity
Cellular component (GO): signaling receptor complex
Molecular function (GO): protein binding; protein tyrosine phosphatase activity
Source: RefSeq, a predicted model, not a curated record
UGCGUUUAAAGUCCAGCAGGUGGAAGGUCUGGGGCUGGGACACCUGGGCCUUUGGCCGUGUCUGCAGACAUGACCGGGACUGGAGGGGGCUUCAGGGCCUGGGGGAGCCUGGUGCUGCUGAGCCUGUGCAGCUGGACAGGGGCCCACACAGCUGCCCCCAACCCCGUCAGGAACCUGAGCGUGGAGGCUCAGACCACCAGCUCCAUCAGCCUGCGGUGGGAGGAGCCCGCCGGCCCUGACCCCCAGGGCUACACCUACUGGGUCCAGUGCAGUGGGGAUGGAAAUGACACCCAGACCCAGAGCACAGCAAACACCAGUGCGCGAGUGGGGGGGCUCAGCCCCGGGUCCGUGUAUGAGCUUUCCGUGUGGGCGCAGCGGGAUGGAGUCCCCAGCUCACCGGAGACGCUCAGCGCCCCCACAGCCCCCAACCCCGUCAGGAACCUGAGCGUGGAGGAUCAGACCACCAGCUCCAUCAGUCUGCGGUGGGAGGAGCCCGCCGGCCCUGACCCCCAGGGCUACACCUACUGGGUCCAGUGCAGUGGGGACGGAAACGACACUCAGACCCAGAGCACAGCAAACACCAGUGUGCGAGUGGGGGGGCUCAGCCCCGGGUCCGUGUAUGAGCUUUCCGUGUGGGCGCAGCGGGAUGGAGUCCCCAGCUCCCCGGAGAUGCUCAGCGCCCCCACAGCACCCAACCCCGUCAGGAACCUGAGCGUGGAGGCUCAGACCACCAGCUCCAUCAGUCUGCGGUGGGAGGAGCCCGCCGGCCCUGACCCCCAGGGCUACACCUACUGGGUCCAGUGCAGUGGGGACGGAAAUGACACCCAGACCCAGAGCACAGCAAACACCAGUGUGCGAGUGGGGCGGCUCAACCCCGGGUCCAUGUAUGAGCUUUCCGUGUGGGCGCAGCGGGACGGAGUCCCCAGCUCCCCGGAGAUACUCAGCGCCCCCACAGUCCCCAACGCAGUGACAAGCCUCAGUCUCCAGGAACAGACCAACAGCUCUAUUACCUUGAGCUGGACAGCGCCCCCGGGCCCCCAGCAUCCUCCCUACACCUACGGGGUCUCAUGGGUCAAGGAAGGAAGCCUUGCUGCCAGGACCCACAGCAGCCCAGACGCUGGGGUCACCCUGGAGGGGCUGGAAGCUGGGAGCCUGUACACCUUCACUGUCUGGGCAGAGAGGAAUGGGGUCCGAAGCGACAACAGCACGCUCACGGAGGCCACAGCUCCCAACAAGGUCACACACCUGCAGAACGGAACUCGGAGCACCAGCUCUGUCAUGCUGCACUGGAAGGCCCCCGAGGACCCCCACUAUCUGCUCUACACCUACUGGGUCCAGUGGGCUGGUGGGGGACACCCCCAGGGGGAGCGAGUCACCCAAGGGCAUCAGGCCAACUGGACCAGCAGGACAAAUGAGACGUGGUACGAGGUGGAGGCCCUGGAACCUGGGACCCUGUACAACUUCAGUGUGUGGGCUGAGAGGAACCAUGUAGCCAGCUCCCCACAGGGCCUUCAUGCUUCCACAGACCCGGACCCCGUCACCAUCACCUCCUGCUUCAGCACCUCCGGGGGCUACGGGCUCGUCCUGAACUGGUCCUGCCCCCGGGGGGGCCGUGAGGCCUUUGAGUUCCAGGUGGGCGCGCAGUGGGGCUCCCUGGACAGGUCGUCCUGUGGGAGGGACGUGUCCGUGUGGGGUCUCCAGCCGGCUCGGUCCUACCCAGCCACUGUCACCACCGUCUGGGAUGGAAUGAGGGCCCCAUCUGCUGCUGUGACCUGCCACACGGAGAGUGCAGGCGUGGUUGCCGGGGCUGUCGUCGGCGCCUUCCUGCUCCUUGUCCUGCUGGGCCUGCUGAUCCUCUUCCUGAGGAAGAGGCUGCGGAGAAGCAGGAAGGAAGCCCCACCCACAGGCCUGCUGUUCAGCUCGCACAAGGACAUCCUGGCCGAGCACUUUGCCAACCACGUCAGGGACAAUGAGAAGGACAGCAACUGUGGUUUUGCAGAAGAGUACCAGCAACUGGCUACGGAGGGCCUCCACCAGGCUCAGACGGUGGCCUUAGCUCCCGAGAACAGCAGCAAGAACCGUUACAGGAAUGUGCUGCCCUAUGACUGGUCCCGCGUGCCCCUGAAGCCCCUCUAUGGGGAGCCAGGCUCUGACUACAUCAACGCCAGUUUCGUGCCUAGCCUCUGGAGCACCCAGGAGUUCAUUGCAGCCCAGGGGCCCCUGGCCCAGACAGUCGGCGACUUCUGGCGCCUGGUGUGGGAGCAGCGGAGUAGCGCCCUGAUCAUGCUGACAAACUGUGUGGAGUCUGGCCGGGUGAAGUGUGAGCAUUACUGGCCUCUAGAUGCCCAGCCCUGCACCCACGGGCACCUUCAAGUGGCGCUGAUGGGUGAGGAGGUGAUGGAGAACUGGACAGUACGAGACCUGAAGCUCUGGCAUCUGCAAGAGCAGGGGGGUCUAUCUGUGCGCCAAUUCCACUACACAACCUGGCCGGACCACGGCGUGCCCCACUCCCCAGACCCCUUGCUGGCCUUCUGGAAGGUGGUCCGGCACUGGUUGGACAAGACCCCUGGGGGAGGCCGCCCCAUUGUGCACUGCAGUGCAGGCGUGGGCCGCACGGGCACCCUCAUCGCCCUGGAUGUUCUGCUGCGGCAGCUGGAGCGUGAAGGUGUCGUGGGGCCCUAUGGCUACGUGAGGAAGAUGAGGGGGAGCCGGCCACUGAUGGUGCAGACCGAGGCCCAGUACGUGUUCCUGCACCACUGCAUUCUGCGGUUUCUCCAGCAGCCGGCCCCAGCCCCGGCCAAGGAGGUGGCCGCAGAUGAGAACCUGAUCUACGAGAAUGUGGCCGCCAGCUAAGCCCACUAGCAGAAGGCUGAGACUGCAGAAGGCCGAGACCCCAGCCCAGAGAGGCUCGGACUCUGGAUCCCUACUUCAGCCCAGACUCCUGGACCCCUGGGAGAGCAGAGGGCUGGUCUCCUGGGCUCCUGGGUCCUGCAGAGAAGGGGCCCUGCCACCUAAGCUGUUUCCUUGGGUGAGAGCGGGCAGGUGGGAUCCUGGAUUCCUGGUUCCUUGAAGGAGGGAGGGAUGGGAGGUAGACUGUCCAGUUCUUUGAGGGAGGAGGAGGCCGGGGUCCUUGACUGCAGGGUCUCAAGAAAUCAAGCUUGAUUCUGAGGUAGGAAUGAAUUAGGGUCUGGAAUUUUGGCUGUGCCAGGAGCAGGGACAGGCAGAAUCCUUCCCAUCUUUUACUCCAGAAACCAAAUCAAUCUUCUAGAAUCUGAGAUUUCCCUGUACCCCACUAUCUGCAUAUUUUUUCUUCUAUCACAUAAUUUAUUAAAUCACUAUUCUCCCUAGG